AUGAGCAGCCACUACAAUCAUUCUCUGGCGGCUAUCAGUGGGAAUGACAAUAUUGCUCAUGCUCUGACACUGGAGCAAAAGACAGCUUUUGCAUUUGUGGGCAUGCUGCUGGUAUUUCUGGGUCUUCUCAUAGUGAGAUGCUUCAGGAUUUUACUGGACCCUUACAGCAGCAUGCCAUCCUCUAACUGGGGAGACGGAUUGGAGGGCUUGGAAAAAGGGACCUUUGAAUAUGCCCUGACAUGA
Molecule: messenger RNA, 243 nt
Organism: Alosa sapidissima (American shad)
Lineage: Eukaryota; Metazoa; Chordata; Actinopteri; Clupeiformes; Clupeidae
Gene: ctxn2
Product: cortexin 2
Exons: 1
Coding region: 1-243 (80 amino acids)
Source: RefSeq, a predicted model, not a curated record